CAACAGCACAGUUCAACUUGGGACUGAUCAAGUUUCACCAACCAUUCUUCUGUCCCUCUCCCAUUUAUGUUGUGGUCUGAAACAAGCUUGAAACUAUUUUGAGGCAGUAAGAUUCUAUCAUGACCGGAAGAGCAAGAUCAAGAUCCCGUGGCCGAGCAAGGGGACAGGACACCAUAGCUCCUGGGGCGUCUGCAGCGGCAGCGGCGCCUGAUCCCCUCCGCCAUGUCAUGCCCCCAUCUGAGGGGCAACUUGUGGGGCGUGGCCGGCAGAAGACGGCCCCUCCACCAGCCACUAUGGAAGCUGUGGCCCAGAUAUCGGCAGGGUUCCAGCAAGUGAAGAUCGGGGAGCGAGGAGGCCGCCGGCGAGACUUCCACGACUCCGAGGUCUUCACACGUCAGCAGAUGGAGCACGUGAAGGACUCCAAGAGUGGUUCAUCUGGCUCCCCGAUCGACCUGCGGGCCAACUUCGUGCGCCUGAUGUCUCGCCCCGAGUGGGUUCUGUAUCAGUACCACGUGGACUUCAACCCGAACAUGGAAUCCCGCAGGCUGCGCAUGGCGCUGGUCCACCAGCAGGAGGAGACCUUGGGCCCCUCACGCAGCUUUGAUGGAUCCAUCCUCUUCCUCCCGCAUCGGCUCCCUAAUACGGAGACAGUGCUGUGUGCUGAGACCAGGCAGGGAGAGAAGGUUCAGAUUAAGAUCACCCUGACAAACGAGCUGCUCCCCUCCUCUCCAGUGACCUUGCAGUUCUACAACAUCAUCUUUAGGAGGAUACUGAGGAUUCUGAACAUGCAGCAGAUUGGCCGUCAUCACUACAACCCUGAUGACCCGUUAAACAUCCCCCAGCACAGGUUGACCAUCUGGCCCGGCUUCCAGACCAACAUUCUCCAGUACGAGUCCAGCAUCAUGCUGUGCAUGGACGUUAGCCAUAAGGUGUUGCGCAACGAGACCGUGCUGGACUUCAUGAUGGGGCUUCGCAGGCAGUGUGGUGACCACAACUUUGCCGAGGCCUGUGCCAAGGAGCUGGUAGGCCUCAUCGUGCUCACCAAGUACAACAACAAGACCUACAGGAUUGAUGACAUUGCGUGGGACCACACCCCCAACAACACCUUCAAGAGGGGCGACACCGAGAUCAGCUUCAGGCAGUACUACAAGACGCAAUACAAUCUGGACAUCGUAGAUGGGAACCAGGUGCUGCUCAUCAGCAGGGUGAAGAAGAGGGGACCGGCUGGAGCCCCUCCCCCAGGCCCCGCUCUCCUCAUCCCAGAGUUCUGCUUCCUGACAGGCCUGACUGAUAAGAUGCGGAAUGACUUCAACAUCAUGAAGGACCUGUCCACCCACACCAGACUAACCCCCGACCAGAGGGAGAGUCGGCUGAACAGCUUUGUCGGAAAGAUCCAGAAGAGCUCACAGGCGCAGAAUGAGCUGACUCCGUGGGGUCUGAGCUUCGAGGACAAACUCCUGAGCCUGAAGGGGCGCGUGCUCCCCGCAGAGAGGAUCGUCCAGGGGAGCAGAACUUUUGAGUACGCCCCGUGGGCGGCCGACUGGUCCAAGGAGAUGCGUGGCGUGCCCCUGAUCAGCUGCAUGCCCAUGGACAACUGGCUCAUGCUGUUCACCCGCCGCAACGCAGACGUAGCCCAGUCGCUCCUGCAGACGCUCAACAGGGUGGCAGGACCCAUGGGCAUGCGCAUGGCACGAGCCACAAUGAUUGAGUAUGAAGAUCGCCAGGAUUCCCUGCUGCGAGCUCUCCAGCAGAAUGUUGCCCCAGGAACCCAGAUGGUGGUGGUGGUCCUGGCGUCUAACCGCAAGGAUAAGUACGACUGUGUGAAGAAGCAGCUGUGUGUGGAGUGCCCCACGCCCAGCCAGUGUGUGGUCGCGCGCACCCUCAGCCGCCCGCAGGCCCUCAUGACCGUCGCCACCAAGAUCGCCCUGCAGAUGAACUGCAAGAUGGGAGGAGAGCUGUGGAGUGUGGACAUACCGCUGAAACAGCUGAUGGUGGUGGGGAUUGAUUGCUACCACGACACACUGGCCGGGAAGAGAUCCAUCGGGGCUCUGGUGGCCAGUCUCAACCAGAGCAUGUCCAGAUGGUUCUCCAAGUGUGUGUUGCAGAACCGUGGACAGGAGAUCAUUGAUAGCUUGAAGGAGGCACUGCACGCUGCCCUGAAGGCGUGGUACAAGCACAACGGCUGCCUGCCGUCUCGCAUCAUCGUGUAUCGCGACGGAGUAGGGGACGGCAUGCUGCAGACGGUGGUCAACUACGAGCUGGCUCAGAUCAUGGAAUCCAUCAAGGCCCUGGGCCAGGAUUACGCGCCCAAGCUGACGGUGGUGGUGGUGAAGAAGCGGAUCUGCUCUCGUUUCUUCGCCCGCAUGGACGGCAAGCUGGCCAACCCUCCGCCCGGCACGGUCAUCGACACCGACGUCACGCGCCCCGAGUGGUAUGACUUCUUCAUCGUGAGUCAGGCUGUGCGUAUGGGCAGCGUCUCUCCCACUCACUACAACGUGGUGUACGACAGCAGCGGCCUCAAGCCCGACCACAUGCAGAGGCUCACCUACAAGCUGUGCCACCUCUACUACAACUGGCAGGGCGUCGUUCGAGUGCCAGCCCCCUGCCAGUAUGCCCACAAACUGGCCUUCCUGGUGGGCCAAAGCAUCCACCGCGAGCCAAACCAUAACUUGGAUGAUUUCCUCUAUUACCUGUGAUUGGACGAUCCCCGAUUUACCGAUGUUCUUUUUUUAGUGUUAAAUCUUUUUCUUUUUCAAGGAGGAAACAAAAUAUUUUAUAAGAGUUCUUUUGUAUUAGAGGUUGUUUGUUUUAUGUUGGCAAAUGUUGUUGACUUUUAUUUUUCUAAAAUUAAGUUUUUGAUUAGACUAUAGGUCAACAGUGGUUGAAAUUUCAUCAAUUACUUAUGUUUUUUUUGCAUUGAACCUUAAACUGGUGUACUUUAUGUAAUUGUUGCCCGUGGUGUAACCUUGCACUUAGUUAAAGGUACUUUUCAUAGUUCCUUUGUUGUAAAAAAAAUAAAUAAAAAUGCUUCUGGAUUCACCCUGA
Clupea harengus (Atlantic herring) is the source of this 3045-nucleotide messenger RNA. RefSeq names its product piwi-like RNA-mediated gene silencing 1 (gene piwil1). The record is from RefSeq and is a predicted model, not a curated record. Gene Ontology annotation, molecular function: RNA binding; protein binding. NCBI's taxonomy places the organism in Eukaryota, Metazoa, Chordata, Actinopteri, Clupeiformes, Clupeidae.